Nerophis lumbriciformis (worm pipefish) is the source of this 1906-nucleotide messenger RNA. It is a transcript of the gene gtf2e1, whose product is annotated as general transcription factor IIE, polypeptide 1, alpha. NCBI's taxonomy places the organism in Eukaryota, Metazoa, Chordata, Actinopteri, Syngnathiformes, Syngnathidae. The record is from RefSeq and is a predicted model, not a curated record. Gene Ontology annotation, cellular component: transcription factor TFIIE complex. Gene Ontology annotation, biological process: transcription initiation at RNA polymerase II promoter.
CAAACUAAGCCAGGGAGCAUGCUAGCAAACGACAAACUUAAACUAACAUGUUUCUAGACUUCAGUUUGUUUAACAUUGUGUUUUGUCGGAGAGGAAAGCGGGGACAGGUUGCCUACAGUUUUUUUUUUUAACUUUAAUAUAAAAUAAGCACAAGAUGAUCGAACCAGAACUUUUAACUGAGGUACCUGCCGCGUUAAAGCGACUAGCCAAGAUGGUGGUGCGGGGUUUCUACGGGGUGGAGCAUGCCUUGGCCCUGGACGUGCUCAUUCGCAACCCCUGUGUGCGCGAGGAGGACAUGCAGGAGCUCCUGAAGUUUGACCGUAAACAGCUGCGCUCCGUCCUCAACACCCUGAAAGCCGACAAGUUUGUCAAGUGUCGUAUGAGAGUGGAGACGGCCCCCGAUGGCAAGACGACGCGACACAACUACUAUUUCAUCAACUACAGGGUGCUGGUUAACGUGGUCAAGUACAAACUGGAUCACAUGCGGCGACGUAUAGAAACCGAUGAACGUGACUCGACCAACCGCGCCUCAUUCCGAUGUCCCUGCUGCUUCUCCACCUUCACCGAUCUAGAAGCCAAUCAGCUGUUUGAUCCCAUGACAGGUACAUUCCGUUGCACAUUCUGUCAAACGGAGGUGGAGGAGGACGAGUCGGUGUGUCCCGACGCCAGGACCCUGGUGGCCCGCUUCAACGAGCAGAUCGAGCCCAUCUACGUGUUGCUGCGUGAGACCGAAGACGUGAACUUGUCCCACGACCUGCUGGAGCCUGAGCCUUCAGAGAUCCCCGCCCUCAAGCAGAGCCGUGAACGGGCGGCGGCGGCGGCCGGGGCUGCCGGCGGUCAGCACCGGGAGGCCUGGUCGAACAAAGGCUCGUACGCCGACCUUUACACUCAGAAUGUUGUUAUCAAUAUGGAGGAGCAGGACGACCAGCAGAAGCAAGUUGGCGAGGGCAAAGCACCCAAGGAGAGACCCGUCUGGUUGACCCAGAGCACAGUGCAGGGUGCUUACAGCGACACUGAUAUGAUGAAGAACCAGGACGACAUGCCCGCCGGGAUCCAGGACGCGGCAGCUCAUCCUGGAGCCGCCCCGGCCGACGAGAACGAAGAAGUGAUGCAGGCCCUGCUCAUCCACGAGAAGCGAGCCGCGGCGGGACCGGGCGUAGGCGGGGCCAACGCCGCCGCCAGGAAGCUGGUGUCCGCCUCGGCCAACGCCAGCGACUCGGACAGCGACACCAGCGAGUCCGACGAAGACGCGCCCUCCGCCCCUCCCCCUCGCGCCGCCGCCGCCGCCGCCCCCCACCGCAGGGCGGAGGAGGAAGAGGACGACGAGGAAUUUGAGGAGGUGGGAGACGAGCCGAUGGUGACGGUGGGAGGACGCCCCUUUUCUUACCGGGAAGUGAGCCAGCGGCCGGAGCUGGUGGAACAGAUGUCCGCCCAGGAAAAGGAGGCCUACAUUGAGAUGGGACAAAACCUCUUUCAGGACAUGUACUUUUAAAUCCACUUUUUUUUUUUUUUUUUUCCAUGACAUACAGUACAGGCCAAAAGUUUGGACACACCUUCUCAUUCAAGGCGUUUUCUUUAUUUUCCUGACUAUUUACAUUGUAGAUUGUCACAUCACAACUAUGAAUGAACACAUGUGGAGUUAUGUACUUAACAAAACAAGGUGAAAGAACUGAAAACAUGUUUUAUAUUCUAGUUCAGGGGUCCCCUAACCACAGCGUCCAAAAUCCGGCCCGUGGGAAGUCUUUGGUUAAAAAAAAAAAGUGUUUUUAUAUUUUAUUAUUUUUAAAAAUCUGUCUUUUCUAAUCCAUUUUCUACCGCUUGUUAGUCUCAGUGUCUCCUAUAGCUGCUCAGGCAAAGAAUAUUGUCUAAAAAUUAAUUUUCCCAUCGAUAACGUGACAUCAUCGCU